CUUAGCCACAUCUACUCUCUCUCUCUCUCUCCUCCGUUUCUUCUCUCGCUUGUCACCGUCGUCUCUCUCUCUGCAUGUAUGUUCUGUGAGCGUGUAAUCUGGCAAUCGUUAUCUUUCGUCCGCCGUUACUUUUCACUGCUUUAAUUUCGGAGAAAAUCCUCUUUGUUUUAUGUGGAAGGACCCUUUCCUGAUGAAUUUCCCUCCCCAUUUACUUCACAGAUCUUCCCAUCCAUUUCUCCUCAUUCGGAGAUAACCCUAGGAAAUUUCAAUUUCAAGGGUUUCUCCGUCUGUGUCUUUCUUUGCUUCAUCUUCCCUUUUCUUCUCUGGGGGUUUCCAGUUUUAGGAUUUUUUUUUUUUCGUUUUGUUUGUUUCAUUUUUAGGGUUUUAGUUCAAAGUGUAUAGUGAUGGAUGGAUUUGAUGAUGGGGGCGGUAUUCAAGACGACCCUGCAUCCAAGAGUUUCAAGGGAUUAGCAGAGACUUCCUCAGGGAAUGCACUCUUUGACGCAUCGCAAUAUGCAUUCUUUGGUAAGGAUGUCUUGGAGGAGGUUGAGCUGGGAGGAUUAGAAGAUGAAGAUGAUAUCCGUUUUGGUGGGAUUGAUGACGAGGAGUAUCAUUUAUCAGAUAGAGAAGAGGCUGAAGGUUUAGGAUCUCUAUCUGAUAUUGAUGAUCUUGCCAGUACUUUUUCAAAGCUGAACAAGGUCGUUAAUGAUCCAAGAAAUGCAGGAGUUAUUGGUGAUAGGGGAUCUUUAUCUAGGGAAAGUUCAUCUGCAGCUGACUGGGCACAAGAACCAGAUUUUCCCAACUGGUUAGAUCCACAAUUUUUUGACAGAGAAAGUGUUCAGGAAGGCAAAAGGUGGUCGUCACAGCCGCAUCCUUCAUCUGGUCAUGUUGCGGAAUCAAAACCUUUGUAUAGAACAUCUUCGUACCCUCAGCAGCAACAACAGCAGCUUCAACAUUUUUCAAGUGAACCAAUCUUAAUUUCGAAGUCAUCUUUCACUUCCUACCCUCCUCCUGGUGGCCGAUCUCAGCAGGCUUCUCCAAACCACCAUUCACGCCACCUAAACAUUCCUUCCCUUACCGGAGGAUCUCAGAUACCCUUCUCUGCACCGAAUCUCGCUCCUUUCUCUAAUCCUCAGAUUCAUUUAUCUGGCUUGCCUCAUGGGCUACAUUAUGGUGGAAAUAUGCCACAGUUCACCCCUUCAGGCCUCCCAAUCAAUAGCAGGCCACAGAAUCACUGGGGAAACCAGGCCAGCAUGCUUUCUGGAGAUAAUUCGAACAUGUUGAACAACUAUUUGCAACAACAAUUGCCUCAUCCAAAUGGGUUUGUUCACCAACAGUUAAUGUUGCCACAGCAGCAACAACAAAGACUGCAUCGCCAGGUUCAACCAUCUUUGGCCCAUUUUUCACCUUUGCAGUCACAACUAUUUAAUAGUCAUUCUUCUCCGCCUCCACAUGUAAUUAGCAAGUAUGAGGCAAUGCAUGGAGCAGCUGAUCUGAGGGACCAGAGAAUUAGAUCGACACAGAGAGGAAGACAGAACCUGCGGUUUUCCCAACAGGGCUCUGAUAAUAGUAGCCAGAAAAGUGAUAAUGGUUGGCCACAGUUUAGGUCGAAGUAUAUGACAGCUGAAGAGAUAGAGAGUAUUCUGAGAAUGCAGCAUGCUGCCACUCAUAGCAAUGACCCGUAUAUAGAUGAUUAUUAUCACCAGGCUCGUCUUGCAAAAAAAUCUACUGGUUCGAGGCUGAAGCACCACUUCUGCCCAACUCACCUACGGGAUCUGCCUUCUCGUGCACGUGCUAAUUCUGAGCCGCAUGCUUAUCUACAGGUUGAUGCACUUGGCAGGGUUCCAUUCUCUUCCAUACGCCGGCCUCGCCCAUUGCUUGAGGUUGAUCCUCCAUCUGGUUUAUCUGGGGAAGGCAAUGUUGAGCAGAAAAUUUCUGAGAAGCCUCUGGAGCAAGAACCCAUGCUAGCUGCCCGCAUCAUGAUUGAAGAUGGACUCUGUCUUCUCCUUGAUGUGGAUGAUAUUGACAGACUUCUAGAAUUCAAUCAGUCACAGGAUGGUGGAGUCCAGCUGAGGAGGAGGAGGCAGGUGCUGCUAGAGGGGCUUGCGGCCUCUCUCCAGCUGGUUGACCCACUAGGCAAAGGUGGACAUGCAGUUGGGCCUGCCCCCAGAGAUGAUCUUGUGUUCUUAAGAUUAGUCUCUCUUCCCAAAGGACGGAAGCUCCUCUCGAGGUACCUCCAGCUCCUCAUACCUGGGAGUGAGCUUAUUCGGAUUGUUUGCAUGGCAAUUUUCCGUCACCUGAGGUUCUUGUUUGGUGGCCUUCCCUCAGAUACAGGAGCUGCUGAGACAACAAUAAAUCUUGCAAGGACUGUUUCUGCAUCUGUCUGUAACAUGGAUCUUAGUGCUCUAAGUGCUUGUCUAGCUGCAGUGGUUUGUUCAUCUGAGCAGCCUCCUCUCCGCCCACUUGGUAGCACCGCUGGAGAUGGAUCCUCAGUUAUCUUAAAAUCUGUUCUUGAGAGGGCGACUGAGCUGCUAACUGAUCUUCAGGUGGCCAGUAACUACAGCAUGUCCAACCGGGCUCUUUGGCAGGCAUCAUUUGAUGCUUUCUUUGGUCUGCUCACAAAAUACUGUAUGAGCAAGUAUGACAGUAUUGUGCAAUCAUUGCUUAUGCAAGGACCACCAAAUACAGCUAUUAUUGGAUCAGAGGCAGCAAAAGCUGUUAGUAAAGAGAUGCCGGUGGAGCUGCUACGAGCAAGUCUUCCUCACACUGAUGAGCACCAGCGAAAGCUUUUGCUGGAUUUCGCACAGCGCUCCAUGCCCAUCACUGGAUUUAAUGUCCAUGGUGGUGGCAAUGGUGGUCACAUAAAUUCUGAAUCGGUGCCAGGUUAAUAAAGAAGUUUAUGGAAACAUUAGUGUCCUGGUUGGUUAGCAGCUUCUUUGCUUGGCUAUUUCUGACAGAGGCCCAUGAUAGCGUUUUGUAUGUAGCAAUGCACCGAAGUGGACAGAAUGGGGAAUUGAUACCUGCUUUAGGAGUUAGCUUAUUGCCUCAAGAUCUAUUUGUUUACCUUUUUUCCUCUUCUCAUCUUGUUCUUUCUCUCGCUUGCUCUUUUUUUUUCCUUGGUAUAAGAACUUGUAGUUAUGUUCAUGUGUAUUAUGUUGAAACUCUUUUUGGGGAGUCUGACUGGAAGUUUUUCUUCUGGGGAGCUUAA
Messenger RNA from Macadamia integrifolia, 3208 nucleotides. Its product is annotated as protein PAT1 homolog 2-like. The transcript has 5 exons. Gene Ontology annotation, molecular function: RNA binding. The coding region runs from base 405 to 2888 and encodes 827 amino acids. The record is from RefSeq and is a predicted model, not a curated record. NCBI's taxonomy places the organism in Eukaryota, Viridiplantae, Streptophyta, Magnoliopsida, Proteales, Proteaceae. Gene Ontology annotation, biological process: P-body assembly; deadenylation-dependent decapping of nuclear-transcribed mRNA. Gene Ontology annotation, cellular component: P-body.